AUGGAAAAAGCAGAGCAAGUGAUCGACAUCAACAACUACAGAGUGGGCGCUGAGUUUAUCUACCAUAAUAAAGACGUAUUUUUAAAGAAAGCAGGCCUUGAUGACGAGUGCAUGGGAGAUGGAAGGAUUUUUGACGAAAUGAAAAGCUACUUUAUACUUCCGCUCAUAAGAGACUGCAUCUACUGGCCCAUUGAGUUCAUAAGGAAUCUUCUCCAUUUUGGAUUCAAAGAGUUUCUCUAUGUCGCAUGUUUCUACCUGUACAUGUGCAUAUACGACCUAUAUUCAAUAUACUUCCACUCCAUGCACCUUAUGCUGACGCCUUUGUGUGAUUUUUUCAUUUUUCUUCCCGCUAUUCUCGCACAGACCAUCGACUCUUAUGAUAGCGCAGGGUGGUGGGGAUAUUCCCUUGUGUACAUUCUCCUGUGCUACCUUGUGGUCUACAUUCCCCGGGUGUUUUUGAUCACAAUAGAGAGCACAAAAAGAACGCUGUGGAUCUUUGGAUUUAAGGCGUAUGGAUUUGAAAACUACUCCUAUGCAAUUGCCUGCGCGCUGUCUCUGCUGUAUGGUGCCAGCACUGCAAUGUUCUUCUACAGCCUUAAGUUCCACCUCAUCACGUCGAUCUCAGGGCGCAGAAGCAUCCCAGAUCUGUACAUGCGAGACUGCGCAGCUUCUCUCGUUAUAUUUUCGAUAGUGCGGAUGAUAUUCCUGCACACCGAGUACUUGCUUACAAAGACGCCCUUUAAAAAGAAGAAUCUUCUCGUUUCCAGAAGAGACGUGUUUGAGCUGAAAAAACCGCUCAUAGUGUUCAUGGUGUACACAAUGGCCAUCUUGGGGUCUUUGAGCUUUCUGUACACAUACUACUCGAUUGCACGAGCAGUGCAGGACACAAGCAUAGUGGAAGACGUAAAGUGCAUAAACUAUGUAGCAUCCAAGGUCUGUGCAGAUCCUUUGGAGCUGGUGCUGGACAUAAGCAAAAAAAGCCUGAAAAAUCUGUUUAAGGCAUGCAUGGACACAAUCAGCAAGUACCUUGGCAAAGCUAAAGAAGUCACAGAAAAACUCGCGGAUGAAACAGACAAGCUGGCUCAGAAAGCUGGGCUGUUCAAGGACGAUCCCCCAACCGUAGGAUUCUGGAACAACUUUGUAGCAGACAUUUCAGCACUUUCGUACAGCUUUUGA
Nematocida minor is the source of this 1176-nucleotide messenger RNA. RefSeq lists its product as uncharacterized. The record is from RefSeq and is a predicted model, not a curated record. Bases 1 to 1176 code for a protein of 391 amino acids. The transcript has a single exon. Lineage: Eukaryota; Fungi; Microsporidia.